GCUCGCUGGGUGCGGCUCGGGGGGUGGGGGGCUGGGCAGGUUCUCGACCCCCGCGGGUCACAUCACUCCCGAUCGCGGCACGCUGCGACGUGCUCCGCGACGGUUUCCUCCGCCGCCGCUGGGGUCUGCGGGUGGUUGCGCCUCGCUGCCUCGCUGCAUAGUUUGUGCAAUCUGGCGCGCCUCGUGGGCUGCGAGGCAUAUAUGCGCGGGCCGGCGGGGCGGCCAGGAAGCUGUCGCCGCGAUUGGGGGCCGCGGCGGAUGGCAGCAGCGAGAAGAGGCCAAGCCGCGCGGGUCGUGCGUGCAUGCGCUCGCUGAGCAACAGUUUCGAGCCAAACACAGCUGCACUGGUCUGCUGCUACCGCGGAAAUUGUUUCUUCGCCUCGACACCUUCCCAUACCUCGCGGCCCUGCGCUGCUCGCCGCAACUAGGCGCGCGCCACCGCGUCACAGAAGCCUUGGGGCCGCCAGAGGCUGAGCACAAAUGAGCUCUAACUACGUUGUAGAGUAUGCCAAGAGCGGCCGGGCUAUGUGCAAGGGCUGCAACAAGCCCAUCGCCGACAAGGCGCUGCGGCUGAGCGUGCAGAGCACCAAGGAGCCGGAGGAGGGCGCCAAGGACCACCGGCGCUUCACAAACAACCGCCACAUCGAGUGCCUCACCAAAACGGUGGUGGCCAAUGGGCUGAAGGUUCACGACUCGGCGGAUCAGUUCCCCGGCAUGGCGGACCUGACGCCGUCGGACCGGGAAAGGGUCCUGGACAUCAUCGAGAAGGUGAUGGCGGGCACCUGGGAGGCGCCGGCCAAGGCAGACAGCCCCGCCAAGGGCAAGCGCAAGUCGGAUGAGCACGAUGAGGGCGCGGACGUGGAGGGCGCCGACACAAAGAAGAAGAAGACGGUCAAGAAGGGCGGCAAGAAGAAGACCAAGAAGGCGGCGAACGGCGACGAUGAUGAUGAGGAUGACUAUUGAUGAUGAGGCAGCUACUGGUGCGGUAGUGGCCGACAAGCACAAGGAUACGUGAAGAUUUCUGUUUGGGGUGGGAAUGGGAAUUGAGGUGCAGUAUGAUGCACCACGCCUUGAGGACUUGCAUCGCACGGUCUCACCAUGCCCUUACGGGGAUCCAGCCUCGUGUUUCGCAGAGUCGUCGUGUGUGCACAUAUGCAUGCCGCCAGAUCACCAGAUGGCCAGUGUCAACACUAAUCCAGUAUGCAGGGCAAGGCCAUGCCGUGUGGUGGUUGUCCUAGGUACCGUGUGGCAGACUGGCAGUGUGCGGGACCCACAACAGCGUGGGGGAUUGACGGUGGAGGGAAAUGUUACAUGCCAGGGGCCAUGUGCUUAAAAAGAAGAACCGCUAUGAUUCCGGUGAAGCAGAAGCAGGCUGACGCCGGCGGAGGAUCCGGGAUUGGAACCAGAUCAAAGGUCC
This is a messenger RNA of Chlamydomonas reinhardtii, 1417 nucleotides long. RefSeq lists its product as uncharacterized. The record is from RefSeq and is a predicted model, not a curated record. The transcript is spliced from 8 exons. Bases 481 to 963 code for a protein of 160 amino acids. NCBI's taxonomy places the organism in Eukaryota, Viridiplantae, Chlorophyta, Chlorophyceae, Chlamydomonadales, Chlamydomonadaceae. Gene Ontology annotation, molecular function: zinc ion binding; DNA binding.